AUGUCUUUCCACUAUUCAUCAUCACCCCAUAAUAGCGCCACGAUGGACAUGUCACACUCGACCUACAUGUCUAGCUAUCUGCCAUCGACAAGCUCCAUCAUGGAGGUAAGACAUCUCCAGCAACCAUCAGUCCCUUCAGCACCACCUUUUCCAGCACAACAUCCAGCUCCUCCUCACCCACUAUCAGCGUACCCAUCCCCGGCCACUCACAGCCCCCUUGCCAAACGACGAGAGUCCAUGUCAAAAGCCUUCAAACUAAGAAGAACCUACUCGACCCCUAACGUGAGACCACAGGGGAUGAACGAACCCGACACAGAGCCCCUUGGUCUCUCUGGAGAAAAGAAGAGGAACAGACUCGGAUACGCAAGGACGAACAUGGCUUGCGGGAACUGUCGAAAACGGAAGAUCAGGUGUCAACCCGUGAAAGAUGACGGACGCUGUAGUCAGUGCAUCAGACUCAAGAAAGACUGUCAGUUCUAUGCCGUAGAUCAGCAACCGCCUUCCUCCACGGUAAAGGCUGGGUCGAAACCACUUCCCAAGGCGAUGAUAGGGUCUGCGGCUUCGCCGCCACCGAUCGCACCGAACCAUCCUGGUAACAUACAAACCCAUCAGUCUUAUCAUGGAAGUGCCGUGCCGGCGAGUCAUGAUAUGAGACCGCCAGCAAUGAGGCCAGAUUCAUACCUCGAAGACUCCAAGCUCAGACCGGGAGCACACGGGACCAGAUCAUUCAGCUACGACCAAGGCAUGGAUAACUGGGCAUCGACGACGAUGAGUCCUGUACCGAAGCAGGGAGACAUCAACACGCCGUGGAGAAGUUAUCCACCCGAAUCACCCGUAGCCCCAGGCUAUGCUCCUUAUCCAGUGCCGGCGUCACAGGCGUCUACAACGUGGGCAACAUCCCCUCUAGAAGCAACUAUCAGCUCGGAGGGUACAUCUCGAUCUGAAGACGCGUGGCCCCCGUACCAGCAACCAACAAGGUCGAUGUCCUUUAGCGGAGAGCAUCCGGUGCAAUACGCGAUGACGCCGAGCCGAACAUACGAGAGGAAAGCCUCGGUCGCCUCAGAGGUAUACCAGCCAACGAGCAUUGAGACAACCCCAGCGACCUCUUAUACGACAUGGCAGCAGCCCUAUCAGCCUUGGUACGCGGAAGGAGGACAGCACGUGCCGCCGACAGGCCAAACCCAUUCCCAGAUGGACGGAACUUAUUACGGGAGAUGAUUGUGUUGCCCCGCCUUGCCAGCCUUUGGACCGGAAACUUUCGUUUUCCCUGGCCUGUCCACCGAGAACUUCUAUCAGUAGAACUCGCGGCGCGUUCGAACCUGGUGAUAACCGGAAGCGAGCCGAGUGCCUCAGAUGCGUUGGUUCGGCUACAAAGACAGAGGAGCCAAGAAGCAAACAAAUUAACCCAAAAAAAAAAAAAAAAAAAAAAAAAAAGAAGAGAAAUUUAAUAACAAAAGAGAAGAACGAAAAGUGUGUGAUCCAGAGCCCAACACCUGAUCGAGCGCUCGCACAAAAUAAGAAAUGUCAUUUACGAAAGCUUCUCAAGAAGUAUUGAACGAACGACUGACAUCAAGAGGUGGCCCCCUAUACAUAAGUACUCAUGCACUGUGGUCGUCGACUCACGCGACCCGACGGCUCAGUCGCUAUUGCUAGG
Messenger RNA from Xylaria bambusicola, 1654 nucleotides. RefSeq lists its product as uncharacterized. The transcript is spliced from 3 exons. The record is from RefSeq and is a predicted model, not a curated record. Gene Ontology annotation, molecular function: DNA-binding transcription factor activity, RNA polymerase II-specific; zinc ion binding. NCBI's taxonomy places the organism in Eukaryota, Fungi, Ascomycota, Sordariomycetes, Xylariales, Xylariaceae. Bases 1 to 1218 code for a protein of 405 amino acids. Gene Ontology annotation, biological process: regulation of DNA-templated transcription.